Messenger RNA from Tripterygium wilfordii, 2241 nucleotides. RefSeq names its product protein kinase and PP2C-like domain-containing protein. Gene Ontology annotation, molecular function: ATP binding; protein serine/threonine phosphatase activity; protein kinase activity. The coding region runs from base 110 to 2086 and encodes 658 amino acids. Gene Ontology annotation, biological process: protein dephosphorylation; protein phosphorylation. The record is from RefSeq and is a predicted model, not a curated record. Lineage: Eukaryota; Viridiplantae; Streptophyta; Magnoliopsida; Celastrales; Celastraceae. The transcript is spliced from 12 exons. Gene Ontology annotation, cellular component: cytosol; nucleus.
GCCCAUACACUUCCUCUUCCCCCGCUUCCAUCCAUCUCUGGUUUGGUUUCAAUUUCAUUCUCAAUUUCUUCAUAAAGAGGGAGUGAUUCGGAGAGCGGUAGAGAGAGAGAUGGGGCUGGAAAUUGUGGAGCCAAACACUUGCAUUAGGGGCUGCUGCACCAGCAAGUCCAUCCCUCUCCACCUCCCUCCUUCUUAUACUCUCCUCUCCCCUAUCGCCAAAGGGGCGGAGAGCGUGGUGUACGAAGCUAAUUUGGAUGGAAGAAAGGUUGCUGCCAAGAAACCUGUAUUGUCUACUUCUGAGGACUUGGAUAAAUUCCAUAAGGAGUUGCAGCUCUUGUGCAAGUUAGAUCAUCCUGGGAUAUCCAAACUGAUUGCAGCACAUGCUAAGCCACCCAAUUACAUGUUUUUCUUUGAAUUGUAUGAGUCUGGGAGUCUUGCGGACAAGUUACAUUUGGAAGAAUGGAACCCAAAUAUUGAUCAAGUGCUCACUAUCACAGUCCAACUUGCAAAGGCUUUGCAAUAUCUGCAUAACCUGGGGAUUGUUCAUAGGGAUGUGAAACCAGCAAAUGUUCUUCUUGGCAAAAACCUUUCUCCACACCUAUCUGACUUUGGUUUGGCAGCAUACAAGAAGGAUCUCAAGGAUGUUUCUAUUGAGAAUUGGAGAUCAUCAGGCAAGCCAACUGGCGGUUUCCACAAGAAGAAUAUGGUUGGGACUCUUAUUUAUAUGGCACCUGAAAUAUUGAAGAAGGAGAUCCAUAGCGAAAAAUCAGAUGUCUACAGUUUUGGGAUAUUAUUCAAUGAGCUUCUUACUGGUGUUGUUCCAUAUACAGAUCUUCGUGCAGAGGCUCAGGCCCACACCGUUCUAGAGAUGAACUACUCUGAGCAACAACUUACUGCAGCUGUGGUGUCAGGUGGACUACGACCCGUUCUUGCUAGUCUCGAGUCAGGUGUGCCAGCAAGUAUACUGUCGUUGAUACAGCGGUGUUGGGAUUCGAAACCUCAAAACAGACCGUCUUUUAGUGAUAUACUUUUAGAACUCGGCCCAAUUAUAGAAUCUAGAACUAGUGCAAAGGAAGAAGAAUUGGCUACCAUUGAAUCACCUAGUUUUCAUGGUGAUAAAUGCACAAAUAGCGGUAACAAUAUGUGGACUUAUCAGGAGAAAAUAAACUGGUACACCCGGGGAGAACAUCUGUCUACCAGAACUUCUCUUGCAUCUAAUUGUGGUUUCAGACUUUGGCUUGAAUCUUUAAAUGAUCCUCUAGCUUACCAUCCUGUUCUUACCUGGGGUUCCUUCGCAACAUGCGGCAAAAGGGAAGCUAUGGAGGACACGCAUUUCCUUAUGCCUCAUUUCAGCAGUGAAGAGGAAGUUCAUGUUUUUGGUGUCUUUGAUGGUCAUAGAGGCGUAGCAGCUGCUGAGUUUUCAGCUCGAGCUUUGCCAGGAUUCCUACAUAAUUUAGGAUCUAUUAACAGUCCUGCUGAUGCAUUAGUGGAAGCAUUUGUUAGAACAGAUGCUGCAUUCAGAAACGAAUUGGAAUCUCAUUGCAAAUCCAAGAGACUUAAGCAGAAAGACUGGCAUCCUGGUUGUACUGCCAUUGCUGCUCUGAUUGUUAGAAACAAGCUUCUCGUUGCUAAUGCUGGUGAUUGCAGGACGAUUUUAUGUCGGGCUGGCCAACCAUUUGCUCUUAGUAGGGACCAUGUUGCUAGCUGUCUUGAGGAGAGGGACCGUGUAGUUAGUAUGGGGGGAGAAGUUAAAUGGCAGUUGGAUACAUGGAGAGUUGGUCUUGCUGCACUCCAGGUUACUCGGUCCAUUGGUGAUGAUGAUCUGAAGCCUGCUGUGACAGCAGAACCUGAAAUAACUGAAACUUUGCUAUCAGCAGAGGAUGAAUUCCUGGUAAUGGCCAGUGAUGGGCUCUGGGACGUGGUAAGCAAUGCCGAGGUUGUGAGCAUAAUCAAGGACACUGUCAAAGAACCUGGAAUGUGUUCCAAGAGAUUGGCAACGGAAGCUGCAGCACGUGGCAGCAAAGAUAACAUAACAGUCAUUGUCGUCUUCCUUCGUCCAGUAUCUACAGCAGAAAGAAUUUAUUGAGUUAGAUGAUUGUCUUGCAGCUCUGAAUAAGGGGGUGAAGCAUUUAUAGAAUUAUUAGUAUUGGUUACCAUUGUUUCAAUAUUACAUUAUCAUUUGCUUACCAUUUGGAAUCGUGAAAACAGAUUAUUCAAUUUUUGAGUUAAAAUUUCAAAUCA